AUAUUUCAGUUGCUGACACACAUUGUUCUCUCAGUACGGAAGAGAACGACAGUAACGUUUGUCACACAGAAUUUGUUCUUUUAUUUCAGCGAAACGCUUGUCAAAUGUCAUGAUGUUGGACGUCCUGCUGCUCUUUUCCAGCAUCUGUACAGCUGUUGUUGGUGGAGCUUCACAGACAAUUACUGGAUACAGAGGAGAGAGAGUUGACAUCAGAUGCUCAUAUGAAUCUGGAUAUGAAUCAAAUUCAAAGUAUUUUUGUAAAGGGGAGUGUAUCUAUAAAAAUAGAAACAUCAUGGUUAAAUCAGGAUCUCCAGCUAAAGACGAGAGAUUCUCUCUGACUGACGACACGACGGCCAGAGUUUUUACCGUCACCAUCACUGAUCUGAGAACAGAGGAUGAAGGCCAAUACUGGUGUGCUGUGAAGAGGAGUAUUACUGAUGUCUAUUCAGAGAUUCUGUUGCUGGUUAAACUGGUCCCUCCUUUUAGCAUCUCAGUGUCCAUCAGUCCAUCUGGUGUAAUAGUGGAGGGAGAUUCAGUGACUCUGAACUGCAUCAGUGACUCAAACCCUCCUGCAGAAAUCCGCUGGUUUAAAGGAGGAACGUUUGUAGGAUCUGGAAGAAUCUUCAACAUCUCAAAGAUCAGCUCUGAUGACAGUGGAGAAUACAAGUGCAAGUCCAUCAAUGAACAUGGAGAGAAAUACUCUGAUGCUGUGACUUUAAAUGUCAUGUGUGAGUUAAUGAUGGUUCAGUAA
Molecule: messenger RNA, 751 nt
Organism: Rhinichthys klamathensis goyatoka
Lineage: Eukaryota; Metazoa; Chordata; Actinopteri; Cypriniformes; Leuciscidae
Product: B-cell receptor CD22-like
Exons: 3
Coding region: 110-751 (213 amino acids)
Source: RefSeq, a predicted model, not a curated record